CGCCAUAAGUGAGCCGUAAGUGAGACGGAACUGAGCCGAGACGACCAUCGAACACAGCUAAUGUAUGCAUGCUUAAGGCUACAAAUAUUGACAAUUGUUAACAAUAUAAAUAUUACUGACUGAUAUAAUAGUGAUUGACAAAUAUUAUUUUUUUAAUGUCACUCAAAAUAUAUUAAAGUACAAUGAACACCAAAAUCCAACCAUAGUGUCAACUGAAAAAUCCAUAAAUAAAAAGACAUCAUCUCCAUGUGAAAGUUUUCAGUCGAUGCUUGAUGUGCAUCAUAGACAGUGAAAGAGAGACGUUGUUAUUAAAAAAACAAAAAGUGAGGUUAAAUCAUACCCGCAUCUAAUAUACUAGUCAAGAUUCACGAAGACUAGAAAUACUAAUGGUCGUUUGUCUUAAUGAAUACACUAUUGUGUAUAUUGUACUAACUACGAUUAAAUCAACUAUAGAAUAACUAAUAAUAGUAUAAAAAUGUCUGGAAAAAAGUGCACACAAUGUGGAUCAACUGAUAUUGAUGAAGAUUUAUCGCGAGGCAAUGUUUACUGUAAAAAUUGUGGUACAGUACUUGAAGACCAGCAGCUAACGAGUUCGACAACUUUCGAAGAUAACGCAUCUGGUGGAACCACUGUCGUUGGACAUUUUGUUUCAAGUGGCAGUACAGGUGGUUCAACAAACUUUGGUGGUAAUGGCUAUUCGAAUGGACGUGCCUCACGUGAAAUAACAGUGUCAACUGCCGAAAGGGGUAUAAAACUUUUGUGCAAUCAAUUGGGUAUAACAGAUUACAUUAGUGAUAUGGCUGUCACUUUUUACAGACAAGCACUUAGCAGAAAUAUGACACGUGGACGUGAUAAAAAUCUUAAUUAUGCUGCAUGCAUUUACAUAGCGUGCAGAAUAGAAAGAAUUGAAUAUUUACUUAUCGACAUAAGUGAAGUUUUACAAAUUGAUGUUUAUGAAUUGGGUAAAACAUAUCUUCAUUUUACAAAAGAACUUUGUAUUUCUGUUCCUACAUUUGAUCCGUGUCUGUACGUUGCGAGGUAUGGCCGUGAACUCGAUUUUGGUAACAAAACAAAAGAUGUUAUAAACACUGCUUCAAGACUUGUCAAAAGAAUGAAAAAAGACAACAUUCAUACUGGCAGAAGACCAUCUGGUCUUUGUGGGGCUGCUCUAUUGAUUGCAGCCAGACUUCACGAUUUCAAUCGGACACCAACUGAUAUCAUCAAAAUUGUUCAAGUACAUGAAUCAACACUUCGAAAAAGGUUAAUUGAAUUUGGUGAUACACCAUCUAGUGCCUUGACACUUGAUGAAUUUUUUGACAUUGAACUUGAAGCAGAACAAGAUCCACCAGCUUUUAAAGCUGCCAGAAAAAAAGAUCGUGAACGACUGGAACAAUUAGAACAUUUUGAUUUAAAUGAUUUUGAUGAUUUGCAACGUGAAAUUGAACAGCAGCUUAAUGAACAUACAAUGUCUAAAAGCCAAAAAAGAAAGAGAAAAAAUACCGAAUCAAUUGAAGAAGUUGAUACCAAUCGUUUUAUUGAAGAAAGUACGAUGAAUACUAUCAAUAGCUAUGUUAGUAAUAAAUCGAGCAGCCUUAAUGAUCUAUCUAAUAAUAACGAGCCGGUAGGUCUUGGUCCAGAUGUAUCAGCCAUGGGACUUGCUUCAUCUUUAUAUGAUACAUCAGAUAAGAAAACAACUAUCGAUCCGUUUGAGAGCACAAGUGGUGAGCUGGACAUUACUGGUCUUGAUGAUGAUGAACUGGAUAGUUAUAUACUUUCUGAAAAAGCUACUGACACAAAAGCAAGUGCAUGGACUGUAAUUAAUGCUGAUUAUUUGGAGCAAAUGAAGGAGAAAGAAGCUCAACGACUGAAAGAUAUAGAAGAUGGUAAACCGGAAAAGAAAAAACGUAAAACUGGUAGUAGAAAAAAAAAUCAGAUACCAGCAAGUUCAGCUGGUGAGGCUAUUGAAAAAAUGUUGCGGGAAAAAAAAAUAUCAACGAAAAUCAAUUAUGAAGUUUUAAAAAGUCUAAACACUAGUGUUGAAAAUAAAGAUUCGCAAGAUAAAUUAGAUGAAGUUGUGGCAACUUCAGAGAUAGUCAGGCCAAGUAAUGUUUGUUCGAUAAGAAUAUCAAAUAAACCAGCACCAACAAUACCGUCAACGUCAAGAUCACCUAAAAAAGAUGUUAAAAUUGAGACAAAAAUCGAGACAAAAUUAUCACCGAAGAAUCAAAUCAGUUUUAAUGAUGACGAGGAAGGUGGAGAAAUUGAUGAUUACGAUGAGGAUAAUGAUGAAGAAGCUGAACCUGACGAAGAUGACAUUAAUCGGAUUUGUAGAAAUAGUGUUGAUGAAAGCUAUGAUUAUGAUGAUUAUUAUUAGAAAAGUUCAAAUAUUCUUAUAUAAUUAUAACCGUUGGUCCAUUACUUCGCUUUUUUUAAAAACUAAUUCAUGGUAUAAUAUACGAGUUCUGUGAAUUCUUAGAUAAAUACGUAAUUUAUAAAGUUUGAUUUGAUCCACAAAGAGCCGAACAAUUACAAUGACAUAGGUAUAUAUUUUUUUUUAUUAUUAUAAAUACCAUUUGUUUUUUUAAAUAUAUAGUUCAUUUUCUGUAUUUAUUGGUACUAUUAAUAAAUCAUUAUUUAAAUUCAGUAUUAAAUAAUGAUUGUACAAAGCAAAUAUUAUUCCGUCGAAAUAAGUUUCAAUUAAAAAUUGACUUUAGCGAAAAUUACAUCAAUAAGACAGCUCUUUUGUGCAACGAUUGUAGUACACAAAAAUCACACAAAACGGAUAUACUGAUGACAGAAUAGGUGAGUGAUAAUAAUUUUUUAUAUAAAAAGCAUUAAGGUACAUUCUCAGCUACCUUCCGAAUAUAAGAAUUUCUUGAAAUUUAUACAGUAUGUAAUUGAAAUAUUGAUAAAUCAUUUCGUGAAAUAAUAUAUUAUGUUACAGACUUAUUUUUUUUAUAAUAAUUAAUUAAAGUUGGCUACUUUUAGAGAGGUUAAACAUGGGCUCUUAUGGGAGGGGAUGUUUGAAAUUUUUUUGAUCAUAACUAAAUUACAUUUCUAAAUAUAAGAUUUUAUUGAAAAACUGAUAGAUAAUAGUAAAAAUAAUAAGGAAUUUUUUAAUACCUGGUUUAUAUGGGGUUAGAGAACUGAUUUCGUUAUUUUAAUUAAAAAUAUGUGGUAAAAAGUUGUUUUUUUACUGAUUUUCUAAUGAAGAGCCAUAAUAUUGAAAAAGCGGGAAAAUUUAAACUUGCAUAAAAGAAAUUUGAUUACAAAAUAAUGGAGCAUCAUAAAUGCAAACAUUAAUGAAAAUAUUAUUAAAAAUGUUUUUAUUAACUAUAUAAAAUUGAGAUUGAUAAUAAAUAUUAAUAUUAAUUGGAUAUAAAUAAAAAACUUCAUACUGAUACAAAUCAGUGAUGCAUACUAACAAAAAAAAAUUUUUGUGUGCAAUAUUGAAAUGAAUAAAUAUUAUAGAAUAAUUGUUUUUAUCAAUAUAUAAUUGGUUUUUAUUGGAAUAUAUUGCAUAAGAUUAAUUAAUAAUGGAAAAAAUAAAUUGUUAACACAAAAAAAAUGAUCACGAAAAGUUCAAACUUUUAGUUUUUUGGGGUUGGUAGGACAAAAUCUUCAAUGUAAAAAGCAUAGGAUUUUAUUUAGGACACGCCCACAAAAUCUAGCUGAGAAUGUACCUUAAGGCUUGGGUGGUAGACACUUAGCCGAAAGGAUGUGAAA
Aphidius gifuensis is the source of this 3726-nucleotide messenger RNA. RefSeq names its product transcription factor IIIB 90 kDa subunit-like. Gene Ontology annotation, molecular function: TBP-class protein binding; RNA polymerase III general transcription initiation factor activity; RNA polymerase III type 3 promoter sequence-specific DNA binding. Gene Ontology annotation, biological process: transcription preinitiation complex assembly; transcription by RNA polymerase III; DNA-templated transcription initiation. Gene Ontology annotation, cellular component: nucleus; transcription factor TFIIIB complex; transcription preinitiation complex. Bases 476 to 2374 code for a protein of 632 amino acids. The record is from RefSeq and is a predicted model, not a curated record. The transcript has 2 exons. Lineage: Eukaryota; Metazoa; Arthropoda; Insecta; Hymenoptera; Braconidae.